UCGCUCGACCUUUGCCGAGUCCUCCUCGUGCGGCUCUACCACCGCCGCCGCCGUCUCCGCCGCUUCCCGAGAGCCGCAUACAAUACGCGUGCGUGCGCGUACACAUUCAUAAUAUACACGUGUAUGUACGAAUGUAAAAGCUGCAGCGCUAUACACAAGCUCGGAUCGCGCGGCGCGUGUCCUCGAAAAGCUCCCGCGCGUCCUUUGGGCCGACGUGCGUAUACAGAGAGAGAGAGAGAGAAAGCGAGAGAAAGAUAUAUAAUAGACCGCGACGCGCAGUGGCUCCCGCAGGCUAUACAGAUCUGUAUCCUACACGAAAAUUGUACAACGAGCCUGCGUAUUUACUCACGCACAGUCGUUUUCGAGUCGUCGCUGAUGCUGAUGCUGAUCUAUUCAAAGAUAGCAGCAGCAGCAGCAGCAGCAGUCCUGAAAUUAUUGGUCUCCAGCCAAGAUUGGAAGGCAAUAUUUUUCCCGUCGUAGUUGUCGCCGCGUGACGUCGUCGUCGGGGCUCCGUCGAUUAUUAUACUAUAUCAGAAGAGCCGCUCUCCGAGUCAGGGAAUGAGCAAAAUACUACCUUGAUCCUUGGAAAGAAGAAGAAGAAGCAGCAGCAGCAGAAAAAGUCCGAACGAUCGCGUUUAUUUAUACAUACGUUUGUUUUUUUUUCUCUUUCUCUCCUCUUUUUCAAUUUCUCGCUGCCUUUCCGUUUCUCUCGCGCUCACUUUUCGGUGCGAUUCAUUAUUCAUACGUGUCAAAGCUCACUCGCUCGCUCGCUUGCGCUCUUCAUCUAUAUGUUAUUGUUACAAUACACACAUGGCCUCGGCUCCGUCAAAAUCUUUGUGCGAGCUUGAGACGGCGAUGCCUGCGAGACUCUGGAUUUUCAUCAUUGUCAUCUGAAAUCGAUAACUUACCGAAGCAGGAGCUACAGCAGCGGUAGCGGCAGCUGUGUAUAGCAUAUAAGAGAGGAAUAAAACAUAAACGAGACUACAACAAUGUCGAAGGAAUCCUCCGCGAUAAAAACGGCCCAGCAUAUUCCAGCCAUCAAGAUAUUGCCGGCUCAGCUGGCGAGGUUGAAGAAAGAGGAAGAAGAAGAAACAUGGAUAUCCGGCGAGGAGCUGUACACGGAAGGCAGUAGCGACGAGGAAAACAGCCACAGCUGCGCCAAGCCGACUCUGCCCAAGUCGUCGUUCUCGAAGAUUAACGCGCUGCGUCAGCAGCAGGCGAGAACGAGAUCGACGGAGAAGCGGGGCAAAUCGAGCCUGGCCAUAGAGUCGACGUCGUCGUCGCGGCAGGCUUCGUUGGAGGAUCAUCAUCAAUCGUCGCCGCGCAGCAGCAUGAGUGACGAGGAGUACGUGCCGGACGACGAAAUCUCGUGGAAAGUCAAUCGGGGCGCGGGGGCGAGGCAACAGCAGCAGCAGCAGCAACAGACUCGACUUACCGAUAGUCAAGAUUUCUUGCAACACUCCUGAUACAGAUCCUAUUAUUGCGUAUCGUUAAGCUAUCCCGUUUCAGUCUCGAGCAUUUAAAAAGUCGCUUCUUUCAAUGUUGACAACUGUAUAAAUUAUUAUCUACUUGACGAUCUGUUCGAAUAAAUUUAAGAAUAUUUGUUGUUCUUUUUUUUUUUAAGAAUGUAUUUUAUGUUUUGACAAUGCUCAUGGUAUAAGAUGCUAUUAUAUGAAUUAAGGUGUUCUUAAAAGAAUCACGUCAAAUUUUAAUCAAAAUAUCAAAGGAGCUUUUAUAAAUAAGUGUGAAUAGAUGAAUGAAAAAAAAGUUUGGU
Messenger RNA from Trichogramma pretiosum, 1774 nucleotides. RefSeq lists its product as uncharacterized. NCBI's taxonomy places the organism in Eukaryota, Metazoa, Arthropoda, Insecta, Hymenoptera, Trichogrammatidae. The transcript has 3 exons. The record is from RefSeq and is a predicted model, not a curated record. The coding region runs from base 990 to 1466 and encodes 158 amino acids.